Molecule: messenger RNA, 891 nt
Organism: Diatraea saccharalis (sugarcane borer)
Lineage: Eukaryota; Metazoa; Arthropoda; Insecta; Lepidoptera; Crambidae
Source: the annotation of a GenBank genome assembly
AUGCUGGGUCGUGUCGCACCGGGAGUGGCCACUCCGGUGGUCGCAGUUAUCAACUUCCAACAGAACCGUAACAUGGCUACGCUGAAAGCCAUCUCGAUCAGAUUAAAGUCUGUAAAGAAUAUUCAAAAAAUCACCCAGUCCAUGAAGAUGGUGUCUGCUGCCAAAUAUACUCGUGCUGAACGUGACUUGAAAGCUGCCCGCCCCUAUGGAGAGGGAGCAGUGCAGUUCUAUGAGAGAGCUGAGGUCACUCCUCCUGAAGAUGAUCCAAAACAGUUAUAUGUGGCAAUGACCUCUGACAGAGGCCUCUGCGGCGCGGUGCACACCGGCGUGUCCAAGGUGAUCCGCAGCCGCCUGGCGGAGCCCGGCGCUGAGAACAUCAAGGUCAUCUGCGUCGGGGACAAGUCGCGCGGAAUCCUGCAGCGGCUCUACGGGAAGCACAUCAUCAGCGUGUGCAAUGAGAUCGGACGCUUGCCGCCGACGUUCCAGGACGCAGCGAAGAUCGCGACCGCCAUCUUGACGUCCGGAUAUGAGUUCGGCUCCGGCAAGAUUAUCUACAACAAGUUCAAGUCUGUGGUUUCUUAUCAACAAUCAGACUUGCCGUUGUUCAGUCAGAAGGCUGUAGAGAGUGCGCCUAAACUCACGAUAUACGACUCGUUAGACGCAGACGUGAUUCAGUCUUACAUGGAGUUCUCAUUGGCGUCUAUGAUAUUCUAUGCUCUGAAGGAGGGAGCUUGUUCUGAACAAUCGUCACGGAUGACCGCCAUGGACAACGCUUCCAAGAACGCCGGAGAAAUGAUAGACAAACUUACGCUUACCUUCAACAGAACCAGACAGGCCGUCAUCACCAGGGAACUCAUUGAAAUCAUAUCUGGAGCGGCCGCUUUGGACUAA